Messenger RNA from Rosa chinensis, 3886 nucleotides. RefSeq names its product leucine-rich repeat receptor protein kinase HPCA1. Bases 276 to 3506 code for a protein of 1076 amino acids. The transcript has 5 exons. Gene Ontology annotation, molecular function: protein binding; ADP binding. The record is from RefSeq and is a predicted model, not a curated record. Gene Ontology annotation, biological process: defense response to other organism. NCBI's taxonomy places the organism in Eukaryota, Viridiplantae, Streptophyta, Magnoliopsida, Rosales, Rosaceae.
GUUGCUGAGAAAACGCGUUGCUCUUUUUCUGUGCUCAUUUGGCUCCUUUCGCAUUUUUUCACUAGCGGGGUCUUUUGUACAUUUCCUCUGCUUUUCUCAAAAGUGAAACUGACUCUGGCUUUUGCUCUUGUUGAUUUCUAAGUCCACUCAACUCUCAUUCCAUUUGCAAAGGAGAAAUAACAACUUUGGAGUCAACGGAGCAACAGAUCUGAAGUUGAGAAUCACAGGAAGCUUGCAAAGGCGAUCAGAUCUGAAGCUUGUUUUGACAGGAAACCAUGGCUCUGGAAGUUGUGGGUGGAGCUUUUCUCUCUUCUGCUCUUGCUGUUCUGUUUGAGAGGAUGGCUUCCGGUCCGGUUGUUGACUUCAUCCGAGGAAAGAAGACCACCGCUGGGCUGCUCCAUAAGUUGAAGAUGAAGUUGUUGUUGGUUAAUAACUUUCUCGAUGAUGCAGAGGAGAAGCAACUCAGAAACUCUAGAGUCAGGGAUUGGCUUAAUGAGCUUAAAGAUGUUAUCUUUCAUGCCGAUGACCUGUUGGAUGACAUCAAGACUGAAGCUCUGCGUUGCAAGAUGGAAGAAGAAGAUUCUGGAAGAAGCCGCAUAAAUCAGGUGUUAAGGAGACUCAAGUUUAGUUCUAUUUCCAUUCAUAAAUUUGACAAAAGUCUGGAACCCAGGAUAAGGGAUAUUCUUGACAGACUGCAACUUAUUGUCGACGGAAAAGAUGUGCUUGAUUUGAAAGAAGGUUUUAAGGAUAGACCACAAGGACUGCUUACGACUUCUUUGGUAGAAGAGUCUAGUGUAUUUGGACGCGAUGAAGAAAAGGAGGCCAUCAUCAAGUUAUUGUUAGCGGAUGGUAUGACUGGAAAUAAGAUAGAUGUGCUUCCAAUUGUGGGCAUGGGUGGGCUUGGAAAGACCACUAUUGCUCAACUCGCAUACAACGAUGACAGAGUCAAGCGACAUUUUGAGUAUCAAUCAUGGUCUUGUGUUUCAGUAGAAUUUGAUGUUAUCAAAAUAACACAGACAAUUUAUGGGGCGGUCACUUCACAAACUUGUAACAUCACAGAUCUAGACAUGCUUCAAGUUGAACUAAAGAAGGCGUUGUCAGGGAAGAAAUUUCUGUUUGUUCUUGAUGAUGUUUGGAAUGUGAAUUUAAAGAACUGGGAUAGCUUGAGCCGACCCUUUGAGAGUGGAGGUCAUGGAAGUAAGAUCAUUGUCACAACACGGGAUGAAGGUGUCGCACGCAAGAUGGGUACCCUUCAAAGUCAACAUCUAAUGCAACUAACAGAGGAAGACUGCUGGUCGUUGUUCUCAAAACAUGCCUUCUGGAAUGGAAGAGAUCCGUCGCUUGAAGUGAUUGGAAAACAGAUUGUUCAAAAGUGUAAAGGACUCCCUUUAGCUGCAAAAUCACUUGGGGGUCUUUUACGUUCUGAACCAAGUAUUGAAAAUUGGAAAGAAAUAUUGAACAAUGACAUAUGGGAGUUGCGGGAUGAGGAGAAUGACAUUUCGCCUGCUCUAUGGUUGAGCUACCAUUAUCUCCCUCCACAGCUGAAGCGCUGUUUUGCUUACUGUUCCAUAUUUCCUCAAGAUGAUGAGUUUUACAAACCAGAUCUGGUUUUGUUGUGGAUGGCUGAAGAUCUCUUACCGUCGAAAUCGAAUACUACAAUAGAAAAGUUCGGAGAUAAGUGCUUUGAUGAUCUAGUGUCAAGGUCAUUUUUUCAACAUGUACCUAGUCAGUUUUCUGGUGAGGCAGUUUUCACAAUGCAUGACCUUAUCCAUGACUUAGCAAAGUUUGUCUCCGGAGAGUUUUGUGUUAGGUUGGAGGACAAUGACUCAGUGCUGGAAAAUGUUAGCAAGAGUCGUCACUUUUCGUGUGCAACCGGCAGUUUUGAUCAAUGGGACAGUUUGUAUGAAGCGAAGUAUUUGAGGACCUUUCUAGUAUCAGGAUAUAAAUACCAACCUCCCAACUUAGAUUUUGAUAUAUUCUUGAAGCUUCAGUGUUUAAGAGUGCUCAAGUUAUCAAGUUACAAUAUUGGUGAGCUGCCUAGUUCAAUUAGCAAGUUGAAGCAUCUAAGGCACUUGGACUUGUCUGACUCAUCAAUUAAAAAGUUGCCUGAUGCAAUGUGUACUUUAUAUAAUUUACAGACGUUAUUGUUGCGGGCUUGUCAAGCUCUAGUUGAGUUGCCAACUGAUUUGGGAAGAUUAAUAAACUUGCGUCAUCUUGAUAUUCGUGGCACUCCGGGGAUACAAAAGAUGCCACCAAGGAUGGGCAAAAUGAAAGAUCUCCAAACAUUAAGAGGUCGGUUUGUCCUAGACAAAUACACUGGUGAUAACAUUGUGGAGAUUAAAGAGCUUAAGCAGUUGCGCGGAACACUCUGGAUCUCGGGGCUUCACCAUAUUGUGCAUGUCACAGAUGCCAUUAUGAGAAAGAAGAAGCAUCUGGAUGAAUUAGUUUUGGAAUGGGGAGGCAAGUCUGCUGAUGACACCGACGAUACACAAAAACAGAGAGAUGUGCUGGAGAACCUCCAACCUCAUACAAACCUAAAAAAACUCAAGAUUCAAUCUUAUGGGGGCACAAGAUUUCCAGGUUGGUUGGAAGAUCAUUCUAGUUUAUCUAAUCUGGUUCGUCUUCAGCUUCUGGAUUGUGGAAAUUGUUUGUCCUUGCCAUCAGUUGAGCAGCUACCCUCCCUCCAAGAGCUUGAGAUUGAAGGAUUAAUUAAUGGAGUGGUGACUUGGGGUUCCAAGCCUUUUCCAAAUCUUCGUACGCUUCGUCUGAAAUCUUGUCCCGAGGUAACCGGGGCAUUCACGUCAGCCUGCUUCCCAAAGCUUGAAAGCCUCGUAUGGGAGGAUGUGAAUGUAGAAUCUCUUAAUUACCCUUCACUCCUCUCCCUUGUCCGACUUGAAAUAAUUUCAUGCCCCAAUUUUGUUUGUUUUCCCGAUGCGCCCAAUUUGAAGACCUUACUUGUCCAAAAAUGUCCGAAACUGAGGUCAUUGCCACAACACAUGCACAACCUUCUCCCAUCUCUCAGCUACUUGUUGCUAUAUGAUUGUCCAGAAUUGGAAUCAUUUCCCCAAGGGGGAUUGCCGUCUAAGUUGGAAAAGUUGUUCAUCCAGUCUUGCAAGAAACUCGUCAUUGGAAACCGUAUGCAGUGGGGUCUACCAACACUCACCUCUCUCAAAAUCUUGAGCGUCGACUUUAAGGGAUGUGAACAAGUUGUAGAUUCAUUUCCAGACGAGGGGCUGCUGCCCACCACUAUUGAAGAACUCCGCAUCUACAGUAUUUCGAAGCUGGACGGCAAGGGGUUUACACAACUCACCUCUCUUAAAGAGUUGUCAAUUUGCAAUUGCCCUGAACUCCGGUGCUUGCCAGAUGAAGGGCUACCCACUUCUAUUAAUCAUCUGGAGAUCGUUCGUUGUCCUUUACUAGAACAACGUUGCCACAGAGAGACGGGGAAAGAUUGGCCCAAGAUUGCUCACAUCAAGACCAUUUCUAUCAAUUACGAAUAUAUAUGAUAUGCAACGGCUCCAGGUGCUUUGUAAUUCCCUAUUCCACUACUGAGAUAGAAACUUCCAGGGAUCUAUCUUACAACAAGGGCCUGACAGGACCACUCCCAGCAGAAAUUGGGAGUUUGAAGAAGCUAUCUAACAUGUGGGGAAAUACUAUUUUACUUGGAGGCCAACUGUUGAAACUACAAUGCCAUUGUAAAAUCUUGUCAUAAAAUUGCUUGCUUGGGUCCAUUGCAGAAUUCCGGUUGGUUGCAGCUUCUCUGGUCUCAUCCCUCCUACUGUAGGGUCCCUACAGGAGCUAGUAUAUAUGUCUCUGAACUCUGGGAGGAUACCAUCUUCUAUUGGUAGUCUGUCUAGACUAUAUUGGCUGGAUCUAGCUGACAACA